Messenger RNA from Pseudophryne corroboree (corroboree frog), 5720 nucleotides. It is a transcript of the gene SEMA4B, whose product is annotated as semaphorin 4B. The transcript has 17 exons. The record is from RefSeq and is a predicted model, not a curated record. Gene Ontology annotation, cellular component: plasma membrane. Lineage: Eukaryota; Metazoa; Chordata; Amphibia; Anura; Myobatrachidae. Gene Ontology annotation, molecular function: chemorepellent activity; semaphorin receptor binding. Gene Ontology annotation, biological process: neural crest cell migration; semaphorin-plexin signaling pathway; positive regulation of cell migration. Bases 761 to 3280 code for a protein of 839 amino acids.
AAAAGCAUGCUACAUAGAUUCACGGAGAGACAAUCCCUUGUCCCCUCCCCCUGCCUCCACAUCCCUCCUUCACCAUUAGACUGGUAGUUUAACACAAGCCUUCCUUAGUGUAAUAUGCUUCACCAGCAGCCAAGCCCAUUUUCUCUUGUCUCAGUCUCUUGCCAUCACAUUGCUUCUCACCUGCUGGAGAGCUUUCUUUAUCUGUAGUGCACACUGCCUGGGCACCCCCAUACUCCUCUUCUUCAACUUACCUGGAAUUACCUAAUCAACUACUGCAUGAAACAGCAUGUGACCGCUAAAAGAAGUUGUGCUGCUCGGUGUAAACAGCUACAAUUGGCCAGAGGAGUUACGGUGGUAGGAGCAGAACAUAGGCUGUACACUCCCCUGCCAUAAGUCUAUCGAUAUCUGUGCUGAAGCAGGGAUAUCCAUAUAUAACCUGGACUGUAAUACUGGGAACACACUUACCCUACCUGUCUGCAGACUGCAGUAUCCACCGACUGAGCAGAAUCUGGACAGUAGUGGAUGCGGGAGGCGGAGGCUCAGGAGGCGGCACCGGGGCGGGCCCAUCUGCUCACUCUCUGCAAACUUUUCCUAACCUUCAUCUCCAGAAUAGUAAAUACCCCAGCAGCACGUUGCAGGCUGCUGCUCCGGCUUGGAUUUUACAAAUCUUGUGGAAGGAAUAAGGAGAACGCUGGGAAGAGGAGGAGGGAAGUGACGCCGCUACCUGUGUGCUACAGGCAGGGGGAAGACCUGCUCGGCUAUGGGGAGCACCUGGGAAUGGUUCUUUGUCCUGGGACAGACUGUGGCCACUCUCCUGCUCGUACAGUCCGCGGAUGAGGUCGUUCCUAGGCUCACCUUGCAGUACGGUUCUCAAGAGAGGACAGUAAAGAAGUUUAAUGCAGACGGAGUCAGUCAUUACACGCCUCUGCUGUUGAGUAAAGAUGGGAGCAAGUUGUAUGUGGGGGCGCGGGAAGCCCUGUUCUCACUGAACAGCACAAAUUUUAAGCCAAUCUCAAGUCUGAAGUGGGAAGCAGAGCCUCAGGUUAAGAAGAAUUGUGUUUUCAAGGGAAAAAAUGAUCAGAGAGAAUGUCAGAAUUACAUUAAGAGUCUCCUGCAGCUGAACAGCACACAUCUGUACCCCUGUGGAACAUAUGCAUUCAGUCCGAACUGCUCCUUCAUUAAAAUCAAUGAUUUUACUUUCGAAAGGGACUCUAAUGGGAAUAUAACUUUGGAAGAUGGAAAGUAUAGAAUUCCUUUUGAUCCGGUAUAUAAGUCCCCCACGAUCAUGGUUGAUGGCGACAUGUAUGGUGGAACUGUCACCACCUUCCAAGCAAAUGAUCCCAUCAUUUUCAAGAGUCAAGACAGCAAGAUUUCUCUGAAGACUGAAAAAUCUUUGAACUGGCUCCAAGACCCAGAUUUUGUUGGCUUGGCUCAUAUACAAGAAAGUCUUCCCAAAGGAAACCCAGUGGGGGACGACGAUAAAAUAUAUUUCUUCUUCACGGAGACCGGGAAUGAGUUGGGAAAUUAUUACGACAACCCUUUGGUUUCUCGUAUUGCCCGAGUGUGCAAGGGGGACCUUGGCGGGGAGCGUGUCCUGCAGAAAAAGUGGACCACGUUCCUGAAGGCAACACUUCUGUGUACGCGCCCAGAAGAUGGUUUCCCCUUCAAUGUGCUCAAGGACAUGUUUGUGCUCACGCCAGGGGAGGAACAUUGGAAGAAUACCAUUUUCUAUGGUGUCUUUACUUCCCAGUGGAACAAUGGAGGUGUUGGCAGCUCUGCUGUGUGUGUCUUCUCCAUGAAUGACGUACAGAAGGCUUUCAAUGGCCUCUACAAGGAAGUGAACCGGGAGACUCGGCAGUGGAGCACAUACACCCAUUCUAUUCCAGAGCCACGACCUGGAGCUUGCAUUACCAACAAAGCAAGGAGCAUGAAAAUAAACUCCUCACUCCAAAUGCCUGACCGCGUAUUAAACUUUAUCAAAGAUCAUUUUCUGAUGGACAGUCCUGUGCGAAGCCAACCAUUGCUUCUGCAGACACAGAUACGCUACGAGCAGAUUAGUGUGCAGAGAGUCAGAGGCCUGAAGAAUACCUACGAUGUCAUGUUCUUGGGAACAGAUGAUGGGAGACUACACAAGGCUGUCAGUGUAAAUAACAAAGUCCACAUUAUUGAAGAGAUCAAAUUGUUCCCAAGUGCUGACCCAGUCCAGGAGCUGCUGCUUGAUCACAGCAAGGGUCUAGUUUAUGCCUCAUCGCGUUCCAUGGUGACACAAGUUCCUGUGUCAAACUGCAGUAUGCACGUCAGCUGUGGGGAGUGCAUCCUAUCACGUGAUCCCUACUGUGCAUGGAGCAAGAGAGGCUGCCGCAGCGUCCACCACCACAUGCACGAUCCAAGCGCCCAACAAUGGCUCCAAGAUAUAGAAAAUGCAAAUACUGAACUUUGCCAGCAAGUCAACAGCACAGAUCCUAGUGGACGGAAGUUAGUCGGAAGUGAACCAGAGUGUAAGAGGAUUGUGCUGAAAACGAACAAUGCUACUACUUUGCCAUGCAACUUACUGUCCAACUUAGCAUCUCGCCAGUGGCUCCACAAUGGGAGAAUCAUAGACUCCUCUUAUUUUGUUUUGGAAAUGGGAGACCUGAUCCUAGUAAGUAGCCCAGAGAGGCUUGGAACCUAUGAAUGCUGGUCAGUAGAGGAGAAUUUUAAGAAGCUGAUGGUCAAGUAUUGUGUGGAGUCAGAUGGCAUUGUAAAGGCAACAACCCAGAGAGCCGAAACGGAAAUGGUCUUUCACCAAGUGAGUGCCAUUGACAAGAUUGUCAACUCUUCGAAAUUUGUGUCCUCUUCUGGGAGCCACUCUGCAAAGCUGCUCGGGAAAUCUUACUGGAAUGAGUUUUUAAUAAUGUCCACUCUUUUUGGGGUGGUAGUGGUCAUUCUAGUAUUGUUCCUCUUGUUCAAACACCGGAAAGGGAUGAAGUCUAUAUUGAAGCCAGUAGAUCAUCCCGACAAGCAAGCCAAGAAGCCACGUAAAAAUGGAAAACCCGCAGAAAGUUUGCCUCUGAAUGGAACAAGUGCUCCGGUCCCGCAAGCCGAUCAUAAAGGUUAUCAGACUCUGAAUGACAACUAUAUAAUCAGCACUCCUGCUCAUGAUCCUUUGCUAGCUAGUAAAAUUGUAUCAGAGUCCGAGAAAAGGCCUCUAAAUGUAAAAGACACUUUUGUAGAGGUAUCUCCAGCAUGCCCGAGACCCAGAGUAAGACUGGGCUCAGAAAUAAGAGAUUCUGUGGUAUGAGACACUGAGAAAUAAGAUCAGCAUUCCUAGACUUACAAGCCACUAAGGGACCCUAAGAAACUACUCAACAUGGCUUUGUGUUCCUUAAAUAUUUUGUAUGUGUGCAUGCAACUUGGAUUAUGAAGAUGGUCAACAUUUGAUUGUCAGCCCAGGCUACCUAUAUCCAUGGAUAGCUUCUAUGUGCAGAGAGUAUAAGUGUACAUUCUGGAAAUGCUAAUACGUCAUCAUCACCCACUACACUCAUCCUCAUGGUAUCCAGGCUCAGAAGAGCAAUUGUGUUUGCAACACUUGUUGUAAAGAAAGCACAUUUCCAUUUCAUCAGCCAUCUGGUAAAGUGUGUCAGGACCAUCUUUAUAUUGUUAGCACACAGUGAGUAGGGAUUUGUGGUACUGGUGGCGUUCCUGCACAAACGGUGAUCUUCAGUCUGCUAUGGAGCGAAAGACAAACUAAGCACAAAACGAGUUCCUAAAAUUCCUUGCAAUUCUGGGUAGAAUAUUAAGGGUAUUAUGUUCCCAGUGGAGAUGUUGCAGACCACGGAUAAGACUUAUACAUGCCAUUUCUGGCCAGAGACGAAUGGACGUGUGUGUCGGCAACACAUUUCUGGCCCGAGACGAAUGGACGUGUGUCGGCAACACAUUUUUUCUAAAGAAGAAGCACAAUUAGAACGACAGAAGGGUGUUUGAGGUUUAAUUCAUUCACGUACUUGCAGAUGGUAAUAUUCUACAGCACAUCAACCAAACUGAGGUACAAUGAGCCUUAAUGUCCAGUCAGAGGAUUUAUCAGGUCCUUGCCGUGUGGCACAAAGUACCACCUCAUGGACACUUCCAUUGCAUAUACUGCUGAUGAUCAUUUGUAUUCAAAAACAUUUUUCUUCUCAAACCAUUUUAUUUUUUUAUUGUUUUUUGGUACCAUGUUGCUUUCUUUAAAAUAAUGUGAAACCAGGAAUUGGUGUUAAUGAUGCCUACAACCAGCUACAAUCUGCCUAACGUGUAAGAGGUGUACACAAGUAAUUUUAUUUAUAAGUCAUAUUAUAAAUUCCAGCAACAUAGCUUUGGUUUUUGGAGCUGUAAAUAUACUGUACAUGGACUGUUUUUUUGUUUUUCAGUUUGUAAUGGGAUUUUUAUUUUCAUUUGUUAAAGAAUGUGUGUGUGUAUAUAAGAUGUGUUCUGUUAUAUGAAUUGAUUUCCCCAGUAUGUCUCGUUAAGGCAUUGUAUAUCGUUUCGACAAGCGGUUAGUGCAGAAAAGAAAGCAGUGUUCUAUGUACGUCAGAUACUAGGGUCUGCAUUUGCCGGUCACCCUUAGAGUUUUUCUAGUGCCUUCAUAUUAUGAGCUUCUGUUAACACAUACAGACAUGGGAUACAUCCCUCACUCAUUGCUUCCACUGUGUUCUCAUAUUGUAUCCUGUUAUGGUUUGAAGACUGUUAUGGAAGCAUUACCACUCUGCUAAUAGGAAAUACUGAUUGUGUGAAAGAAGACAUUGUCUACAGUAAGCACACACUCUACACACGCCGAUCUACACUUUGUUAUGCAGAAACACUGCGCAGCCUGAUCUGCAGUGCACUAAUAGUAGUUCUCUGGCGUCAGCUGUGUAAUGUGUAUCAGUGGUAUCGAUGGGUGCAUUCUGUCCUCACUACUGCCAUUUAGUACACAACUAGAACAGUUGUAUUUAACAUGAGGCAUAAAUUAGUCAGGUUUUUUGGAUGAGGCAAAGGCGACAGUAGUUUUCACUAUAAAGCACCAAUGUGCAGCUAUGUAAGUGGGUUAGUACUACCUUCAUUACUUAUAGACCUCAAUGCAGGUCAUUGCCUAAUGGUGCAAGUUUCUGGUCUCUGAGAGGGGACACUGGCACAUUAAGUACAGCAAGAGUUUGUAUGUGGCAGCGGAGCGUUGUUGGAGGGAAAGUUUAUUAGUGUUUGAGAAAAACUACUGUAGAACAUUCGGUAUGUCUUGGAAUGAAUGUACAGUAUUAAAUCAGUAACCUUAUGUAAAGCACGUCAUCAUGCAACAAAAGUGGACUGUAGCUAAAACUAAAGGUACUCUGUGUCUCGGACACAAUUGUUAAUAUACUACCUGUUGUGUAAAUGUUAAUUACCAGUUUUACAAUACUGUGAACCAGACAAAAGGGUUUAGUGUGUACAAUGAGGUGGCACUACACUCUGCAAGACAGGGACCUAUCGGUAAUACACGGAAUAAAGAGAACCACUUGGAACUCUAGACGCACACUGACCUGUGGCAGCAAGAGGAUGACUCUACCUUACCACAAUGCAUGCCUGGAAAUGCCCCAUCUGUUGUAAAUAUUAAUGUCCAGCUUUUCUGUGCCAAACCCUUUGUCAGUGUAGCUGUGUCCUUUAGAACAAAGUCUGCUGCCCCAUUUUGAUCUCCGUAUAUGUAUAUUGUUUUUUAUUACAGCACUUUAUUUUUAAUAAAACUUGGAAAAUUA